Messenger RNA from Cynara cardunculus var. scolymus (artichoke), 3365 nucleotides. Its product is annotated as exocyst complex component SEC5A-like. Gene Ontology annotation, cellular component: exocyst. Gene Ontology annotation, biological process: exocytosis; Golgi to plasma membrane transport. The record is from RefSeq and is a predicted model, not a curated record. The coding region runs from base 32 to 3178 and encodes 1048 amino acids. The transcript has 21 exons. Lineage: Eukaryota; Viridiplantae; Streptophyta; Magnoliopsida; Asterales; Asteraceae.
AUUCUGAAAUCGAGAUACUAAAAUCAUAAAAAUGAGCGAAAGCGAUGACGAAGAGGUACAGGUAGGGUCGAAAGAUAAAUCGCGUAAAUCUAAGCGAAAAUCUUCGAAACAUGUAGUAAACAAUUUAAUGCAUUCAUUGGGGAGCCAUAUACCCAAAAAAGGCAACAAGUCUAAGACGCAAAAUCGUAGGAUUCCUGAGGAGGAGGAUGAUGACGACUCUGAAGUUGAGAUGCUUAGUAUAUCAUCCGAGGAUGAAGAUUCAGGUAUUGCUCAAAAGGCAGGGGCCAAGAAGGGGAGUGGUACCAGUGGAGGUGGUGGUAAGGAUGAUGAUACGCUUUGGGAAGGAGGAGAGCCUACUAAAUGGAAGCAAGUCAAUGAAUCUGAGCUUGCUCGAAGGGUCCGUGAGAUGAGGGAGUCAAAAGCAGCUCCAGUACCUCAAAAGCUUGAGAGGAAACAAACAGCUGCUGCAAAGGGGCUCAACAAUUUACAGUCUUUGCCACGUGGCAUGGAGUGCAUUGAUCCUCUAGGACUGGGGAUUAUAGACAACAGAACUUUGAGGCUGAUUGAUGAACGCUCAUUAAGUUCACCAUCCAAGUCUGAAAAAGUGGAUUCGGAUCUUCGAGAGAGAUUGAUGUUUUUCUCUGAGAGGUUUGAUCCAAAAUUAUUUAUAACUCGCAUACACCAGUUUACUGCUGCAGCAGACUUGGAGGCGGGUGCUUUGGCUCUGAAAACUGACCUAAUAGGAAGGACUCAACAGAGAAAACAGUUAGUUAAAGAAAAUUUUGAUUGCUUCGUCUCUUGCAAAACUACUAUAGAUGAUAUCGAGUCUAAACUACAAAUGAUAGAAGAUGAUCCUGAAGGUUGUGGAACCGCUCAUUUAAAUACUUGUAUCCAAGGAGUUAAUUCAUUGGCUAAUCGUGCUUUUGAACCCCUACUUGAAAGACAGGCUCAAGCGGAGAAGAUCAGGGCAGUCCAAGGAGUGCUUCAGAGGUUCCGUACCUUAUUCAAUUUGCCGAGUGCCAUCCGCGGGAACAUUAGCAAGGGAGAAUAUGACUUGGCAGUCAGAGAAUACAGGAAAGCAAAGUCCAUUGUCCUCCCUUCUCAUGGUGGAAUGCUAAAACGUGUCCUUGAGGAGGUUGAAAAGGUGAUACAUGAGUUUAAAGGCAUGCUUUACCAGUCGAUGGAAGAUCCACAGAUAGAUCUAACAAAUCUUGAGAAUGUUGUGAGGCUUCUGUUGGAGUUGGAACCUGAGUCAGAUCCUGUGCGGCGUUAUUUUAGCAUACAGAAUCGUAGGAUUCGAUGUCUGCUUGAGAAGUGCACAUCAGAUCAUGAAUCAAGGAUGGAAACCUUGCAAAAUAAGCUACAUGAGAAAGCAUUGUCAGAUGAAAAGUGGAAGAAAAUCCAGCAAGACUUACACGAAUCUGUGAGCAAUGCAGAUGUUGAUUGCUCCCUCCGAUAUCCAAGCAACUUGUUCGUAGAUACACAAACAAGUGAUUCAGGUUCUGAUGAACUUGACGCUCUUAGAGGAAGGUAUAUACGAAGAUUAACAGCUGUACUUAUCCAUCAUAUACCCUCCUUUUGGAAAGUGGCCCUUUCUGUUUCAAGUGGAAAAUUUGCAAAGGUUUCUGAGCAAAAUAUUAGUACACCUGCAAAUAUGACUGAAGAAAAAGCAGGCCAUCCUCUUGAAGUUGCUUCUGGAAUGAUACACAAUACAAUAUCAGCGUAUGAAUCCAAGGUCCAGAACUCGUUUCAUGAUCUUGAAGAGUCGAAUGUUCUUUUCCCAUAUAUGAGUGAUGCAAUAAUGGAUAUAUCUAAAGCAUGUCAAGCUUUUGAAGCAAAAGAAGCAGCACCAACAAUUGCAGUGGAAGCUCUGCGGGCACUUCUUUUUGGAAGCACAAAAAUUUAUAUACUAAGGCUAUGUUCAUGGAUGAGAACUUCAAUUGAAGAAAUAUCAAAACAUGAAUCUUGGGUCCCGGUGACUGUUCUAGAAAGGAACAAAUCUCCAUAUGCUAUUUCUUUCUUACCAUUAGCGUUUCGUUCAGUUAUGGUGUCGGCAAUGGAUCAGAUUGAUAUGAUGAUGAAGUAUUUAAGAAGUGAAGCCACGUCAGAAGACACCCUUAUGCUGCUUCAAGAAGCUCAAGAAUCUGUUCGGCUUUCAUUUUUUAAUUGUCUACUUGGUUUUGCUGGCCACAUGGAGGAUAUUGGAGGCGAGCUUGGUCAGAAUAUAUCAAACCCUCCCUUUCAAAAUGGAUAUCCUCCUGUUGUAGAAGAAAAUUCUUUACAUCAUCGCCCAGGAUGCAUCACUGAUCCACACCAAAAACUGUUGAUGGUUUUGAGUAAUAUUGGAUUUGCCAAAGAUGAUCUUUUUCAUGAAAUGUACAAUAAAUACAAACACGUAUGGCUGCAGGCAAGGGGAAGAGAAGAUGACGACGAUGACAGAGAAGAAUUGGUCGUGUCUUUCUCUGUGCUUGAAGAGAAAGUCCUUUCGAAAUACACAUUUGCAAAGGCAAAUUAUGUGAGAACAGCUGCUACAAAUUAUUUGUUAGAUGCCGGAUUACAAUGGGGAGGAGCACCAGCAGUAAAAGGCGUGCGGGACCCUGCUGUGGAAUUAAUGCAUACUCUUGUUGUUGUCCAUGCAGAGGUGUUUGCUGGUUGUGAACCCUUGCUUGAUAAGACCCUUGGAAUUGUUGUGGAAGGCCUAAUCGACACAUUACUCAGCCUUUUCCAUGAACAUAAAGACACAGGUCUUAAGCUUUUGGAUGCAAAUGGUUACUGUCAGCUGAUGCUUGAGGUGGAGUACUUUGAGACGAUAUUAAAUCAGUAUUUUACGGGUGAUGCGACUGAAUCUCUCAAGUCAUUACAAGGAGUUCUAUUGGAGAAAGCAACAGAGAGUAAUUGCAGUGCUGAACCUAGUGGUGAUGAUGCAGCAGCAGAUGAGAAACAAACUGCAUCACCAGAUGAUCUCAUAGCCCUUGCCCAACAGUGUAGCAGUGAACUGCUACAAUCUGAGCUUGAGAGGACUCGGAUCAACACAGCAUGUUUCAUGGAGUCUUUUCCAUUAGAGUUUGCUCCGGAAUCAGUCAAAGUUGCUUAUGCUUCAUUUAGAGGCUCAAUGGAUGCUUCCAGUGGGGCUUUCAUGGCACAAGCUGCAGUUGGCUCAAGGCAAAGAUGGAGAUAGAAUAUUUUCUCAUUCUAUUAUUCUUUGCUUGAUCAUUUUCCUUUUCUCUCAUCGCUAGUAGCCGUAGGUAUUUCUUAGAAUAUAUGUAACAACGUUAAAAUCAAACAUAAUUUGUUCAUUCACAACGAACCAAAGCAAUGUAAAUCAAUUGUUUCAUUCAUUCAUAAUUUCAAUUUAUAUUUUUGAA